Messenger RNA from Cyanistes caeruleus (blue tit), 2821 nucleotides. NCBI's taxonomy places the organism in Eukaryota, Metazoa, Chordata, Aves, Passeriformes, Paridae. The record is from RefSeq and is a predicted model, not a curated record.
GGGGAUGCAGGCAGGGAUUUGGGAUACAGGGGCUGGAAUACUGCCAGGGAUGUGGGAUGCAGGAUAAGGCUGGGAUACAGGAGGGGUUGGAAUGUGGGAUGCAGCCAGGGAUGUGAGAUGCAGGAUCCAGGAACAGGGAUCCCCAGGGAUCCACAGGGAUCCACAGGGAGCAGUGCUUUCCCUCUGCUCCCUCUUCCCUAAGCAAUUCCCCUCUCCCUGAGCCCCCGGAUCCAGCCUGGAGCGAUCCCAGACCCCCCAAAAUCCCUCCCUGGCUGGGAUCCCAACCUUUCCAGGGCCUCGCUCCACAGGUAUUCCUGGUUUUCCUUCAGCUCCCAGACUCCGGGAAGAUGCCAGGAUUCCUUGGGAAGAGAGGUUGGGAUGCCUGGGGACUCCUGGGAGAGGAAGAGCCAGAAAUCCACAUCCCUCUCCUUACAAAAAUCCACGUUUUUAUCCUUUAUUCCCACUUCCAGCGGCUCUCCCUGUCUUCCCAAACCCUUUCCUUCCACCCAUUGCCAAAAUCCCAGGGGAAAGCUCCCUGAUUUCCAUCUGGACAAUUCCAUGGAAAAACCUCCCAGAUCCCUCCCAAAAUCCUUUUUUGGGGCUGAAAACACCGGGACAAAAUUUUCCCUGGGGAUGGGAAACAGCUGGAAUUCCAGCCCAGGGAAAAGUCUUGGAUUGAGCCACCCCGUGGCGGUGGAUUUGGGAAUUUUUGACUCCCGAUGUUCCAGUUUUUCAUGGAAAAUUCCUCAUGAGGGGAAAAAUGGAGGAGCUGGUGCUGGACACGGGGGUUUGGGGGGAUUUUAUCCCAAAUUUCCGGGAAUUGAGGGAUGGGUGACUCCAAAACUUAGUCCCGGUGUUUUUUCCCGAACAAAAGAGGAUCCUGGGUGGAAUUUGGGGGUUCCUGAUGGGAAUCAGGCUCUCCCUGCAAAACCCCAACUGACUAAAUCCAGGAAUCUUUGCAAUUCCUGGAUUUUCCCUCCCUGCCUCCAAUCCUUUGGGAAAAGCCCCGGUUCCAGAAAUUCUUGGAAUCAAAUCCCAAUUUAUUCGGGGCUGGUUUUGACCCAAAUCCAUCGCCACAGGAUGAUCCGAUCCAGGACUUUUCCCUUCGGCUGCCCCACCCCAAAGUUUUGCUCUUCCCAUCAAUUUUUCCAUGGAAAAAUGCAGCAUUCCCAACAUUCCGCUUUCCCAGCAUUCCCACAUUCCUUAGCCAUGGAUUGGAGCAUCCCUUUGGAUGGGAGUCAACCCUGGAUGAGGCGGGUGGAGAUUUUUGGGAAGCUGGGAAUCGUUUCCCAAAGAUUCAACAGCUCUGAUGCUUCCUUGGAAAAGAAAACGAAACCAGGAUUCUUAAAAUUCCCCCUUUUCCACCCCUUCCCAAUGGGAAUUUUAACCCCUCUCGCCCCAGAGGGAGAAGGAAAAUUGGGAAUAACCCGGAAUGUUGGGAGCGGGAUUUGUUUUCCAAAGGCGAAGCUUCCUUGGCAGACUCCGGAUUCCGCGGGGAAAUCCCGGGAGCGGCUCCUGGCCCGUCAGGCGGCUCCCAGGACAUCGGAGCAGACAGGGAAGCGCCGGGAAUCGCGGGAUGCCAAUCCCGCCGUGUCCGGAUCGCUCCGAUUUCUCCCGGCUUUUAAUUCCCUGUGAAUCCAGCAGCUGGUGGAAGCUCCCUUGGAAUGCCCCAGGGAAUUCCUGGCCUUGGGAAGGGAGGGAAUGAGCGGAGACGGUGGGGAAAACUGCUCCUGCUUCAUCCCAACGUAUCCAGCAGCGCGGUUAUUCCCGAUUUUUCCUGUGAAUAAGGAUUUUCCCACGUUCCCUCGCAUAGCUGGAUCCCUUCGUUCCCUAAAAAAAACCAAUCCCAGUUUUUGGGCGGAGCUGGAGCCCUCCUGUCUUUCCCAGAUUCCCAAGGGAUUGAUCCAACCUGGAAAACCGGGUCCAAGCCUCAUUCCCGGGAGCAGCCGGAAUCCGGAAUGAAUCCAGGCCCUAAAUCCCAAACUAGAGGAGAAAAUCCCAAAUUCGGCAAGGAAGUCCCAAAUUUUGCGGCUGAGAUCAGGGCAGGACGGUAAUCCCAGGAAAAUCCAAUGUUUUCCAGCUCCAAAUCCAUCUGGAAGCGCCUUCUCCCACCUUCUUGCCACUAAACUCCGGGAAUUUUAGGGAAAGAACGAAACUCCAAGUGCAAAUCCCAAGCAGAGACUUGGAAAAGGGCGGAAUAUCCAUGGAAUACUCAGGAAUGACUUUGGAGACGUCAGCAGAGAAAACCACCUGGAAAAUGGGAUCGGUUGGGAAUUCCGACCCCUCUGGAGGAGCUCAGAUCCAUCCGGGAUAUCCAGGAGCAGCGGGACGCGGUGAGCCGGAUAAGAAGCUUUCCCCGCAUCCCAAAGAAUUCCCGGAAUACGCCACCACCGCGUGGCCUUGGAAAAUUCCAUGGGAGAAUCCAGGAUCCGGCCACUCCUCAUCCCACGGGAUCAUCUUUUCCAAGAGAUGGGAAGGAGUUGAGGAGAUCCCGGAUUUCCCAGGAUCCAGGAAAAUGCCCGGGAUCUCCCAAAGGAUGGAAAAGAAGGGAGGAAAUGGAGGAAGGCACCAUCUGGGGAUGGAAAAUCACCUGGAAUUUCCGACUUUGGAGCUUUUAGGUGGAAAAUUGCCUGGAAUUUCUGACUUUGGAGCUUUUAGGUGGAAAAUCGCCUGGAAUUUCUGACUUUGGAGCUUCACCAGAGGACUGGACUCACCUUGGAUCGGUUUUAGCAGGAAUUUCUCCAUCCUGGGAAUGUUCGGCUGUUGGGAAGCUCCAGAGUCGUUAUCUCCACACAAUUUAAUUAAAGUCUGGCAUUAAUGA